GACAAAGUUUUAAUUGUACAUUUUACUUUAAUGAUCAUGCAGAGUAAUGGGGAUCUGAAAAGGAAAUGGACCUGGGCAGUUGAGUGGCUUGGAGAAGAGCUAGAACGUAGGCCAUAUCCUGGAAAUCCACAGUAUACCUAUAACAACUGGUCACCCCCUGUACAGAGCAAUGAAACAUCAAAUGGUUACUUCUUGGAGAGGUCACACAGUGCCAGGAUGACACUUGCAAAAGCAUGUGAGCUAUGUCCAGAAGAGGAGCCGGAUGAUCAAGAUGCACCAGAUGAUCAUGAUUCUUCCCCACCAGAGGAUGCUCCUUUGUAUCCCCAUUCACCAAGCUCUCAAUAUCAACAGAAUAACCAUUUGCAUGGUCAGCCAUACACCGGCCCUGUGGCACACCAUAUGAACAAUCCUCAGCGUACAGGUCAGCGAGCUCAAGAAAAUUGGGAAAGCAGCGAAGACAUUCCUGCAUCACAAGCAAAAGAUUAACUGGCAGAUAAUUCUCCAAUGUACCUGAUAAAGACACUGGCUCGAGCACGUGCCCAGGCCUUACAGUUCAACCUCCUCUGGGUCUGUCUACACCAGUGCAAGAAACACCUUUUUAAGAAAAAAAACUGUCCAAUCUGGAAUGGAGAGAGUCUAUUCACUGUCUGCCCUGCAGAGCAAUGCUGUUAACAUAUAACUUGCCUGCAGUGGAAAAAGUGUAUAGUGUUUUGUAAUAAAUGGCCCAAUGCUAAUGUAUAAAUGGCAAGGUGUAUAUAGUAUAUUAAUGUUUGACUGUUAAAUCCUCAACAAUGUUGAUUUGCUUGAGGAGUGUUGCAGACCUACAAAAACACAAAAUCUAAUCUUUGCUUUAUCAGCUGUGCUCAGCAUUGAGAGUUAUCUGCCUAACGGCGGUGCAAAUCAGAUUAUUUUCAAAAUACAUGGCCAUUUCAACCAGACAAAAAAAGGUUAACUCAUGCCACCAGAGUUGCUUUUACUUUGAGUUAUUUGAUGGUGACUUUUUAGCAUUUGGUUGAUGUGGGACAAUGGUGAUGUAAUGUUGAUCUGGAACUUUUUUUUUCAUUGCCUUUUUUCAUUCUGAUAUUAGUUGAAUCAUUUUGAAGCUCUAGUUAUGCUGUAACAUUUAGCAUGGCUUCACAUCAAAUUAGUGUAGCCAAUGAGAAGAGAUGAUUCUAAUGACAGCAGUUUUUAAAUCCCUGAGCAGCAAAUGCUCUGCUCAGUUUUUUUUUUGUUACACCUUGAUGGUUCAAUUGGAGAAAAAUGUGAGUAUAAGUGGCUUUCAAUUGCACAUAUAUUCAAAUCUAAUAUUUGGCAGUCUAUGGGUGGGAUAAAGGAUUAUUAGUUUUGGAUUUAUAGGAAUUUAAAGGAAGAAAAAUAUAUGCAACAGUUGCUAUGCCAGGAUGCCUGGAGCAUAAUAGACAGUACUUGGUGUGCUUGUUUUAUUUCCUCGGUAGAGCUUACUUAGAUUAACUUCUAAACUUCCCUCCUACUGCAGCUCAGUGAAGUAGAAGUCGAGAUGUACAUGACUGCCACUGGGGAGUGCAGAUUGCUAGUGUGUUGCAUUCACAAUUCUACUUGAAAGCAAGAAAUUGUCUUAGCUCCUUGUCCAUCCUGUCAGACUAAUUCAGACAUAAGCAGGGUUGUAAUUUUAAAAGAAAAACUGCUGGUUAGUCAUGAUUCUUGCAGGAUUCUCAAUUCCAAAACUAGAUUUUUGUUUAUGGAUUUUGAGGAAAUAAUCAGUAAAUACUGUAUUUAAAAAGGAAAAAAAUUGGUAACUUGAAUGUGUAUUUUUUUGGAAUUUGUCUCAAACCAAAUACCCCUGCAAAACAGACUCAACCCACCCUAUUAUAUUUAAAUAUUUUGCAGUUUUAUUUUAUAGAAAUUAUUUUGCUGAAUUCAAAAAGAACAUGAAUUAAAAGGAUCAUUUUAUCCUGUGUUCUUAUUUAAAAAAAAAUUUAAAAAAAUGACUGUGCAGAGUUCCAUGCCAAGUUUGCUGGCUUUUGUUUUGCUCAUAACGUGGCGUUGAAUUCUGAAACUACAGUCACACUGUGACCUUUCACCUGGUAUUUUUUUGUGCACAGAGGUAUACUUACAACUAAACUCCCCCUAGCAACAAUAAAGAAAUUGAAAUAUUGACACAGUGAA
This is a messenger RNA of Rhincodon typus (whale shark), 2145 nucleotides long. Its product is annotated as probable ubiquitin carboxyl-terminal hydrolase FAF-X. The transcript is spliced from 3 exons. The record is from RefSeq and is a predicted model, not a curated record. NCBI's taxonomy places the organism in Eukaryota, Metazoa, Chordata, Chondrichthyes, Orectolobiformes, Rhincodontidae. The coding region runs from base 31 to 486 and encodes 151 amino acids.